GUCCAGAGUAAUCCCAUGCUCGGAAGUUUACAAUCAACUUGCCCGACAGGUUCGGUGAAACACUGUGUUUUUUAUGUGAACAUGCUGGUUCUCGGGCAGCCUACAGGCGGCUCGCAUGGCCCCCUCGCUUGCUUUGUGUGUGGAUUGUGCGCUGUGUGGAUUUCGGGAUUGUCUGUUUGUGUGUGUGAGAGAGAGAGCUCUUUAGCGGCAGAAGGUGUGAGGAUCACGAUUCUGCGUUCAGGGCUGUGUUUGUUGCGGCGUGUGUGUCGGGGAAGAGUUAAGUUCAAGAUGUCUAAACGAGCCAAGAAGAACGAAGCGAGAGUGGAGGAUGCAGAGCCGGACAGCGGAGCAGGCUCGGAGGCUAAGCGCAGUAAGAAGACAGGAGGGAAAGCAGUCAAGGAGCCGGAAGCCCCAGUGCUGUACGAGGACUCUCCAGAUAAACUGAGCACCCCAGACGGCCGAGCUGCCAAUCUCAAAAUCACCUCCUGGAACGUGGACGGGUUGCGCGCCUGGGUCAAGAAGAGCGGUCUCGACUGGGUGAGGGAGGAGGACCCUGAUAUCAUCUGCCUCCAGGAAACGAAGUGUUCUGAGAAGGCUCUGCCUGCUGAGAUCACAGACAUGCCUGAAUACCCACACAAGUACUGGGCUGCCUCUGACGAGAAGGAGGGCUACAGUGGGGUGGCCAUGCUCUGCAAGACCAAGCCCAUCAACGUCACCUUCGGAAUCGGCAAAGAGGAGCACGAUAAGGAAGGCCGAGUCAUCACGGCAGAGUUCCCUUCCUACUUCCUGGUGACGGCCUACGUUCCCAAUGCCGGCCGCGGCCUGGUCCGGCUGGAAUACCGUAAGGGCUGGGAUGUGGACUUCCAAGCUUACCUCACCGAGCUGGACCAGCGCAAGCCCCUCAUCCUGUGUGGGGAUCUCAAUGUAGCCCACCAGGAGCUCGACCUGAAGAACCCCAAAACCAACCGCAAGAGCCCCGGCUUCACCCCCGAGGAGCGGCAGGGCUUCAGCGCUCUGCUGGCCGCGGGCUUCGUGGACAGCUUCCGCCAUCUCUACCCAGAGCGCCCGGGCGCCUUCACCUUCUGGACCUACAUGAUGAACUCACGCAGCAAGAAUGUGGGCUGGAGGCUCGACUACUACGUGCUGUCCCAGGCCCUGCUGCAGAACCUCUGUGACAGCAAGAUCAGGUCCAAGGCCAUGGGCAGCGACCACUGCCCCAUCACAUUGCACAUGACCCUGUGAACAGCACUGCCCCGUCACACUGCACAUGACCCUGUGAACAGCACUGCCCCGUCACACUGCACAUGACCCUGUGAACAGCACUGCCCCGUCACACUGCACAUGACCCUGUGAACAGCACUGCCCCAUCACACUACACAUGACCCUGUGACCCCUGCCCCAUCACACUACACAUGACCCUGUGACCCCUGCCCCAUCACAAGCAUGUGGCCCCAUCACACUGCACGUGACCCUGUGUCCCCUGCCCCAUCACACUGCACAUGACCCUGUGACCCCUGCCCCAUCACUGCACGUGGCCCUGUGACCCCUGCCCCAUCACACUACACAUGACCCUGUGACCCCUGCCCCAUCACACUGCACAUGACCCUGUGACCCCUGCCCCAUCACACUGCACAUGACCCUGUGACCCCUGCCCCGGCUCACUGGACAUCAUUUAUAUAUAGCUCUAAAUGAACAGGAAGUCAUUUUGAGAUCUUAAAUUGAAUGUCAGAUAUCUGAAUUAUUUAAGCUAUUUCAAUGUUUUUGAGAUAUCCUAAAAUGAUUUAGGAUAAUUUUAGAUAUCUCAUUUAAAGCUAUAUAGAAAUCGGUUUCAGAUAUCUCUAAAUGUUUUUGAGAUCUCUUUAAAUAUUUGAAGAUAUCUGGAGAUCAUUUAGAGAGAUCUUUAAAUGAAUGUGUGAUCUCUCUCAUUGAUAAUUUGGCUUGCUAUGGUGCGCAGGGUCCUUUUUGUUUUCUAGGGUGUGCAGAAGACAAGGGGCUCUGAGUGGGAAGGUGCCGUGCAUAAUCUGCAAAACUACAGGUUGGGAUAGGUGCUCUUUCGAGGCCUUUUACCCUCUAGAAUAAAAUGCUCUGCAAUUUGUAAGUAACGUCACGCAACCAGUGUGUACAAGGUGAUAGCACUCAUGUGUAACACAAGAUUUGUUAUUUGCUAUUUUUUCAAACCUUCAUUCGACGAGAUGGAAGCCAGUCUGUGCUGGGCUUGCUUGUGCCAGCCAGGCCCAGCACUGCUCUUCUCACUAUGCUUUCCUUUUACAAACCUUUAGUUGGCUACAAGACUCAAGUUUCUUUUAGACCUGUAAGGAUUUUAAAUUUAUUUUAAAAUAUUGCAU
This is a messenger RNA of Acipenser ruthenus (sterlet), 2345 nucleotides long. RefSeq names its product DNA-(apurinic or apyrimidinic site) endonuclease. Gene Ontology annotation, biological process: base-excision repair. The record is from RefSeq and is a predicted model, not a curated record. Bases 16 to 1242 code for a protein of 408 amino acids. Gene Ontology annotation, cellular component: nucleus. Gene Ontology annotation, molecular function: DNA-(apurinic or apyrimidinic site) endonuclease activity; DNA binding; phosphoric diester hydrolase activity. Lineage: Eukaryota; Metazoa; Chordata; Actinopteri; Acipenseriformes; Acipenseridae. The transcript has 6 exons.